AAAUAAGCAACGUCUGUUGACUCCUCCUCUUCCUGCUCUUUCUCCUCCAAUAGGAGAAGAUUCAGAGCUGGCAAGCCUCUCUGGCUGGAUCCGUCCCUCAGAGCGGCGCCCAGGGCGUCGUCAGUCUGCAGCCAGAAGACUUCAUCGUCAACGUCAUCAAUAUGGACUAUGGGAUGAAGGAGAAGAACCCCAUCAACAAUGUGCGUUUCUACUGCAAGGACGACCCAAACAAAGCCAUCCAGAUACGCAAGAACCAGGUGUCUAAACUUCUCCCGGAGCAGUUUGCUGAGCAGCUGAUCAGAGUCUACUGCAAGAAGACCGAUGACCGGAGUCUGGAGGCCGCCAAGAAGCACUUUGUCCAGUGGUGCAUGAACAAGAACUUCUCAAAGCCUCAGGACGGAGACAUAAUAGCGCCCGAGCUGACUCCUCUGAAAGACGGCUGGUCGAACAGAGACGAGGAUGACGAAGGAAGGGAAGUGAAGCGUGCUCUUGUUAACGGACAGAAGACAGCCAAAACUAAGCUUUUUUAACAGCUAAGUAAGAGAAACACAUUUUGGUAGAGGAGGCGGUGUUGAGUGAAAAUCAUAUUUUUCUACGAGCUGUUGGUGAGCACAGCAAAGAUGAGAGUAUUUUUGCACCAAAAAGAAAAUAAAGAAAGCUGCACAGUGCUUUCUUCAGGGUUGUUACACUCGUUCAUAUUACACACAAAUGUUUAGUUUUAGUUCUAUCAUUUUAAAUCUGUUUUUACUUUAGACCUCCUCUUCCACUUGAAGUGCUCUCCAACAAGCGAUCAUGUGUGUGUGUGUGUGUGUGUGUGUGUGUGAGGUGAGCAAUGCAAUGAGUGAUGCUCUGAACAGCUUUUCUUUUAUUCAGCUUUGAGGGGUUUGUUGUUGUCGUAACUUUUACAGUAAGUAUAAAACUCUACCGUCAAAUGUUUCUGUCAACAAACAGUUUCUGACAAUUCAUCUAUUUAUUUUUCAGAGGUGUGUAAUGUUGUUUACUUAUUUAUUGUUCUGAUAGUGAGUAGCUCAACUUUAACAUCUGUACAGCAUAUUAAAUGGUAUUUUUUUAAAUACCAUUUUAAAUGUUUUCCUCUUACCAAAGUAUGAUGUCAUCCAACAUGUCUCAUAAAAAACUAUAUAUUUUUGAAAGAGUGCAAAGUGAAACUUACCGAGAGGUGUGGGGAGAUCCUUCAUGUCGUAUUCCCACUGAAGGAGGUUGACAAUAAAACUCUUCCCUCUCAGUUGUGUCCUCAUGUGAGUAUCCUUGUUGAACACUAGAGGGCGCCGUGCUCUCAGUUUAGUCAGCUUUUUAUUAUCCGGUAACUUCACGAUCACAUCCCCUGCUUUAUGGUCUGUUUGACUCUAAAUGAACCAUAAGUUACUAAAUGACCAU
Messenger RNA from Anarrhichthys ocellatus (wolf-eel), 1395 nucleotides. Its product is annotated as deoxynucleoside triphosphate triphosphohydrolase SAMHD1-like. Lineage: Eukaryota; Metazoa; Chordata; Actinopteri; Perciformes; Anarhichadidae. The coding region runs from base 162 to 530 and encodes 122 amino acids. The record is from RefSeq and is a predicted model, not a curated record. The transcript is spliced from 4 exons. Gene Ontology annotation, molecular function: dGTPase activity. Gene Ontology annotation, biological process: regulation of innate immune response; defense response to virus; dGTP catabolic process. Gene Ontology annotation, cellular component: nucleus.